AUGUGUGAUUAUGCCGCCUCGUAUCCACAUGACUCCGACUCUUCAGCAUCUGGGGAUGUGGUCAUCAAACAGAAUCAAAUGCUUCCAAUCUACUGUUCUAUCAUGGGAAUGAUUAUCAUCUCUCUACUCUUGUACGUUGUAUACAAAUUAUGGAAACAACGAGAGGCGAUGGCCAGCGCCAAACUUUCCGAGGUAUUUGCGAACGGCACCAAUGGAAUGGAUAAAGCAUUAAUCCGUACACCACCGCCACCCGGGGCCACAAACACCACAAGCGGUCCCAGUCCCACAGUUGUCGCGGUCACUGAAGCGACCCACCCCAGUGGGAUGACCAACCUCGGUGCAGUAGAAGGUCAUCACUACGAUGACGAAUUGCAUCAUCAUCAUCAUGCUCACUCGCAGUGCGGAACAGAAACCCGUUCGCAUACGAAACGAUCCGGUCAUAAAGCACGUGAUUCGCAUACCAGUACCGUCCCGGAAAAACAUCCACUCAUUCCAAAUGCAAAAUCCUCUUCCACUGAACGAGAUUAUUUGGAACAACCAGUAAAUGUCGUUGUGCCUCAAAACACAUUGGGUUUUGUUUGCUACAGUCUGGCUCAAAACGGUUGGCGAGAAUUGGCUGUUACCACGGGAUUUAAUUCAACCGAUCUCGAUCAACUGGAUCAACUUACAUCCGAACAACGAACUCCUUGGCCUCUCCCGGACAACUUACUUCAAGCCGCGCGGGACGCCAAAUCACACGAGUCUGGAGCACCUCAUUCCGAGCUCGAGCUCACUCAAGCUGUGCUUGUUGUCAGCAAGCUGUUGGAACAACAGGACAUGACUUUUGGUACAUUUUUGACCGCGUUGGGACAAUCCAAUCGAUCCGACUUGGUAACCAUGCUUGCCAGCACAAACGGAUCGUAA
Molecule: messenger RNA, 903 nt
Organism: Echinostoma caproni
Lineage: Eukaryota; Metazoa; Platyhelminthes; Trematoda; Plagiorchiida; Echinostomatidae
Source: the annotation of a GenBank genome assembly